AGUUAGUUUCUUGGCCGAUUUAGCCGCGACUGGUUCUUGGUUGGGGAAUAUUCGGAGACCCUCACGUACCGAGCGUCUGGUUAAGUCCGAAUUUCGAGCUGUGAACUGGAUUGCGGAUUCUCGUGCGAGCCGAACGAGGAAACACCAGGAACGCCAUUUUUUUCGAGUGAAGAUACUAAUCGAUUUGGUAUUUGCAUAUCCUUUACACCGAAAGCGGGCACCACGAAGAGGAGCAGGUCCAUUACAGGAGAAGCAGGAGGAUUCUUUUCCGCCCCUGAAUCCCCUGAAGCGGGAGGAAGGCCGCCACGUUGGAAGGAAAACGGCUUUUCACGGCAGUUAAUAAAUUUUUAACUGGUUCAACUAUUGCCCGCGAGUUUCGCCAACUAAUGACGAGAAACGCGGCGGUGAGUGGCGAUGAACCCGACGAGGAGCAGGCGUCAGCGGCAGUCGCUGAAGGCGAGGAUCAGGAGAGCCAGGACCAGGCGAUGCAGGACGGCGAGCAACCAGGAGACGGGGGCCACCACCUCAGCAGCGAACAGCAACCAUCGACAGGGCAGUGUCGCCAGAGACCGCGAAAGAAAUUGACGGACAAGCAACAACAACGAAGUGCUGCCAAUUCGCAUCCAGAGCAGGCGGAUGCGGACACAGAUUCCAGCUCCUGCGAAGGCAUCAAAGUGGGUCAGCGGAGGAGUACGCGGGUGAGCUACGCGCAGAGAAAUCUUCAUGCGGAUGAUAUGGACGACUAUGACUACGACGAGGAGGGGGAGGACGACGGCGAGGAGGAGGAGGAGGAGUCCUAUGACGACUACGAGCAGUUCUCGAAACCGGAAGGACGUCGACCUGCUAGCAGAACCGCCUUGAGCGUCCGCAGCAGACGAAAGACAAAAAGCCGUCAGAUCUCCUAUGCCUCCUCGGACUUGGAGCUGGGAAUCGGCGACGGAGCCAACCUAAUCGACGGCGAGAGCCUGGAUAAGCGCCGCUGCAUCUCCAAGGGACAAAUGCGCGAAUUCCGGGAGGCGUUCCGGCUCUUUGACAAGGAUGGCGAUGGCUGCAUAACCAAGGAGGAGCUGGGCACAGUGAUGCGAUCCCUGGGACAAUUUGCCAGAGUGGAGGAGCUGCAGGAGAUGCUGCAGGAGAUCGACGUGGACGGGGACGGCAACGUCAGUUUCGAGGAGUUCGUGGAUAUCCUGUCCAACAUGACGUACGAAGAUAAGUCGGGCCUGUCCUCCGCCGACCAGGAGGAGCGGGAACUACGCGACGCCUUCCGCGUCUUCGACAAGCACAACCGGGGAUACAUAACAGCCUCCGACUUGCGAGCCGUGCUGCAGUGCCUGGGCGAGGAUCUGGACGAGGAGGACAUUGAGGACAUGAUCAAGGAGGUGGACGUGGACGGCGAUGGGCGCAUCGACUUCUACGAGUUUGUUCACGCAUUGGGCGAACCGGAGGACUCGCAGGAGAACGACGAUGAGGAGGAGAAUACCACGUCGCCGCUGCCCACACCGAAAUCGGCGAUUUCUCUAAGCUACGACUAAGCUACCGCCCGACUUUGCUCCAUGUCCAUGCUGAUGAUCAGAUGAUAAAGUUUAAAUAAAUGAAUUGCCGACUUGCAAUAAUAUGAACCGACAAGGAUGUUCAUCAAUAAUCGAACGGCAAGACUCGAAAGGUGUCGUUUAUUUCUUAUCGACUUUUUUCAACUACUAAGCCAUAGUUAAUCGAGAAGGAGUCGAUUGACCAGUAUUAGGCGAACAAAUUAAAUAUAACUUAUCAAAUUGACAACUUUUAAUUGAAUGAACGCACAGCUUAUCAAAUUGAAAAGGUUAUUAAAUAAACAUAUACAUUCAUAUAUAUAUUUAUAUAUAUAUAUAGCUAUUCAAUAAUCGAAUACGACAAAUUAACCGAUAAACGAUUUACUUUACAUCGAUCUUUGAGGGAAACUAACUCCAAUUUUAAAUCGCUGUCUCUACCUUUUCGCCCAAGUCCAAGUCCAAUUACAAACCAAAAUCAAAACUAAUCUUAGAGUGUAAUCGAUAAAUAUGACUUACCAUAUCUAUUAUAUCCGUGGGCUUAUCCAACUUAGAAGCACAAAUACACAUAUUUCAAGACAUAUCAUUGAAGACGCCUCUGUAAAUGUGUUUUUUAAAUCCAACUGAAUCCUUAUAAAUCCUUAUAAAUAUGCAUUCCUUUCCACUCCGCGUUUCCUUCUUCUCUCCUUGUAGCAUCUAAAAAGAAUUAAUUUAUUUAGUGAGUAUUUGCUCAAUUACGGCUGCUGGCGUAGUACUCAUACCAAAACGUAACAUAACAAUACGAGUAUAUUAAUUAAUAUUACCAAGCUUAUGCUCAUUUUCUAAGUAUUAAACGGACAAUUUACUGAAAUUUAAAAUUUGCCAUUUUAAUCCAAAUUUUGAAUCGAAAUCCCUAAAAUAAAUAUAAUGUAUUUCAAGUA
Messenger RNA from Drosophila yakuba, 2443 nucleotides. Its product is annotated as calcium-binding protein 4. The record is from RefSeq and is a predicted model, not a curated record. NCBI's taxonomy places the organism in Eukaryota, Metazoa, Arthropoda, Insecta, Diptera, Drosophilidae. The coding region runs from base 387 to 1532 and encodes 381 amino acids. Gene Ontology annotation, molecular function: calcium ion binding; enzyme regulator activity. The transcript has 5 exons.